Molecule: messenger RNA, 1290 nt
Organism: Danaus chrysippus (African queen)
Lineage: Eukaryota; Metazoa; Arthropoda; Insecta; Lepidoptera; Nymphalidae
Source: the annotation of a GenBank genome assembly
AUGUCCUCAAGUUCCCAUUCUCCACCACAAAGUGAUCAGUCAGACGAAGAUUCUAAAGACUCGAUUUCAUCUGAAUACGCUGAAGCAAGUCAACUGCACAACACCAGCCAAAUAGCAUUGACACAAAAAAGUUUCUACAGAGUUAACUCUUUAACAUCACACGGCGUUGAAGAUAUACUCUCAGAACCCAAUAGCUACAACACACAAGAGAAUAAUUAUCAAGAUUGUAAAACCGAAGUGCUUUCGUCAAUCUCAAAUCCUUUCGUUCCAGAUUAUAAUUCAAGAGAUUCGACAGGAUUUAGUAUUCAUGACAUACUUGGUCUUCAACAAGCCUACAACGUGGCCAAUACUCAAGACGAAUUAGAAUCCCGAUAUGAGUAUCAAAUACCGAACUAUGAUAAUAUAAGCAAUAGUUCUCAAAAUAAUUAUGGAUCAGGACCUGAAGAGAGAAUUCCUGACCAUUCGAUACCAAAGAGUGCAGAUAUUUUCAAUGUAACCGAAUCAGAACUUCGAAAUGAAGUUGUGUUUCAAAGGAAUUACUCAAAUAACGAAACUAUUUGUUGUCACCAAAGAAGUGAUUUGGACAAUGAUGUUGUAAAUAACGCUGAAAGGGAAGAAAGCGAUAUUAACGAAUCUAGUUUUCCCGGACAGGAUCAUAAAUUGAGCCACAGUCGUGGUUGCGGAGGUCAUGACAGACAUAGACGUUUACUUACCGAAAGCCAUGCAAGUCAUCAUAAAAUGUAUCUUCCAACCAACGAUGCUAUACCAAGACCUCCCGAUUAUUCUUCAAUUAGUCCGAUUAAAUCAGUCAUUAAACCAAGUUCUCAGAGCACUAUAGAACUGCCAGCGUAUACACCAAACUUAUCUUACUCGUCCUACUACACAGGAGCAAGCCGGAGCGGUUACUCACCGAUAUCUGAGGUUUAUCGAUACAACAGCGAUGAAUCAUUGCAGCAAACUUCUCACACAUUGUCGUUAUUACAAUCGGAUAGUUACGUACCUAAUGGUAUGAAUCUAAAACUCGCCGAAGACAUGACUCGAUGCCAAACUGGGUCUCCAUAUUAUAAUACGCUUUCAAACGGAGUUGUUAUGCAUAUUCCAACUACAGAUGCAUAUGGUUACGCCAGCACUAUUCCUGCUCUUUCAGCAUCUGCUUACGAAGAUAAUACCGUUCACACAAGAUCAAGCGUAUCUCAAGAUCCUUACUUUGCGUAUUUAUCAUCGACAGAUACAUCUAACCAACAAACAACUUCGACAGCUAACAAGUUUUCUUCGUAUAUUUCACUUUAA